This is a messenger RNA of Chondrus crispus (carragheen), 318 nucleotides long. RefSeq lists its product as hypothetical. The record is from RefSeq and is a predicted model, not a curated record. Bases 1 to 318 code for a protein of 105 amino acids. The transcript has a single exon. Lineage: Eukaryota; Rhodophyta; Florideophyceae; Gigartinales; Gigartinaceae.
AUGUCGGAAAGCGUCUGGUUCCGUCUAGAUAUUCCACAACUGUCGUGCUCGAGUGGAAGGCAGAUUUUCGUGACGAAAGAGAUGGACACACGUAGCAAAAUAUGCAUGCGCACUAUUGGUUCUGGGCGUCCUCUGUGGCGCGUUGACUCGAGCGCCGCCGGGAUUGCGAUUGAAUGUGCUGCUUUCGAUACUGCACGACCUACCACAGGGAGAUGCUCCUGGCAGUGGACGAGCGACAUUCUAUGGCAAUAUCCCGCCGAACUUCAGCUUGUCUUGAAAAGGGUAAAGGUGAAGCCUUCGGUACACCCCAGGCUCUGA